AUGAAUAAAUAUGAAAAAAUAAGAGAUAUAGGAAAGGGAAAUUAUGGGAAUACAGUACUUGUUAGAGAUAAAAAAAAUGACCAUUAUGUAAUGAAGAUAAUAAAUAUUUCUCAAAUGUCUCAAAAAGAAAAAAAGCAAUGUUUAAAAGAAGUUGAAUUAUUAUCAAAAUUAAAUCACCCUUUUAUAGUCAAAUAUAUUGAAAGUUAUAUAGAAGGUGAUACUCUUAGAAUAAUUAUGAAACAUUGUAAAGGUGGGGACCUUUAUCAUUACAUUCAAAAUAAAAAGAAACAAAAUACACCUAUAAAAGAAAAACGUAUACUUAUUUGGCUAACUCAAAUUUUAACUGCUCUAAAAUUUCUUCAUUCAAAUCAUAUUUUACAUAGAGAUAUGAAAUCAUUAAAUAUUUUGAUAGAUAGUGAUAAGAGAGUUAGGUUAUGUGAUUUUGGGAUCUCAAAGGUUUUAGAAAAUACUUUAGAUUAUGCUAAUACCUUAAUAGGUACUCCAUAUUAUUUAAGUCCAGAAUUAUGUAAAGACAAAAAAUAUAGCUGGCCUUCAGAUGUUUGGGCUACUGGUUGUUUAAUUUAUGAGCUAGCCACAUUUAGAACUCCUUUUCAUUCAACAAAAGGAAUUCAGCAAUUAUGCUACAACAUAAGAUAUGCACCAAUACCUGAUUUGCCACAUAUAUAUUCAAAAGAACUAAACAAUAUUUAUAAAAGUAUGUUAGUUAGAGAGCCAAAUUACAGAGCUACUGUCCAACAAUUGUUGGUGUCAGAUCUUGUUCAAAGGCAGUUAAAAUUAUUGAUUGAAGAAAAAAUACGAGAAAAACAAACUAUGAAAAAACCCUUAAAAGAGAAGCCAACUAUUGAAAAUGACAAUUCAGGAGUAAACGAACAAGAAGUUAAAACACUACUAUUGGACGUUAUUGAUAAUUAA
Messenger RNA from Plasmodium gallinaceum, 933 nucleotides. It is a transcript of the gene NEK4, whose product is annotated as NIMA related kinase 4, putative. The record is from RefSeq and is a predicted model, not a curated record. The transcript is spliced from 7 exons. Gene Ontology annotation, biological process: protein phosphorylation. Gene Ontology annotation, molecular function: ATP binding; protein kinase activity. The coding region runs from base 1 to 933 and encodes 310 amino acids. Lineage: Eukaryota; Apicomplexa; Aconoidasida; Haemosporida; Plasmodiidae.